Messenger RNA from Armigeres subalbatus, 713 nucleotides. RefSeq lists its product as uncharacterized. The transcript has a single exon. The coding region runs from base 73 to 573 and encodes 166 amino acids. The record is from RefSeq and is a predicted model, not a curated record. NCBI's taxonomy places the organism in Eukaryota, Metazoa, Arthropoda, Insecta, Diptera, Culicidae.
UGGUUAGUCACUUGUUUAAUUUCUACUUGACGUGAUAUCGUUUCGGGUUUUGCUGUCGCUUGUGAUCCUGCGAUGCGAUCGUGGAGUUUUCUAUUCGUCGCGUUUGCGUGUGUCGCUGUUAAUCGAGCAGCCAUCUACCCAUGGAUUCCGUUAUCGCCUUGGUGGUUCCGAGCGCCAGAUAAAGACACUCCCCCGGUGGUCAACGUUCAACAGCAGGGUGGAAAUUAUCAGCUGAGCAGCAUUGAAGGAAAGGCGUACCAAAGCCUAACACCGGCAGCAGUGGUUCAACCACCGGUUUCUGCCGUGCACGUACAGUCUGUACCGUCUGCGUCGCUCCAGUAUCUCAAAAAUGGGCAAGCGAUUCUUCUGAUAUCUCCUCCAGUUCCGCCGUCUACUGGGAACGCACCGGGGGAAUCGGAAAACUCGGUAAACGAUCCAAAUAUUGCGACAGACAAUCCGAACGGCGAUGCCACCCCAACGGAAUUGAUCAACGCUGCUAAUCAGGAGCAACCGAGGGAGCCGGCUCCAGUCACUGAGAAAUCCGAAGAUUAUGACGCGACAGAGAGCUCGUAAAAAAUGUAGUUGUGAUACGUUAGCUGAUAAGUGGUGUUAGAAAUCUAAAAUGUGUUCGAGAAAGUGUUCAGACAAAUCAUUGAAAAUGUAUUAGCCUGCUGGAAUAACCUGAUAAAGAUAAUAAAGUUGAAACUAAUAAA